AUGGCAUCCUCUCCUCGUUCUGUUGACGAGACCACCAAUCAUGGAACUCCGUCGACCAACCUCACUGCGUUCACCCCUGAGGCCGAGUUCGGGUCCAAGGCACGUGUCACAGACUUCGUUCGCCCUGUCUUGAAGCUUCGUCCUACCAUGCCCAAACACGCGAGCGUCUGCGAUGAAUCUGAAGAAGAUGUCUUCCUGACUGCCCCGGCUGCAGCCAAGGGUCCGCAACUCUCACCUACGGCUGAGGUCUUCACCCCCAAGUUGACCAAUGGCUCCAUUGAGAAAGAUGUUGAGAACCAGACUGGAUACGCUGGCCGUGCCAAAAACAGCAUGGUGACGCAUCGGCCUACCAAGUUCGGGUACUUCCCCAACAAUGUUCCUGGAGCUUUACGUGGUCAGCCCCUUCCAGUCCACCCGAACGCCCUUCGCUACGGGUUCGGCCUCCUCAAGCUUGAAGAUAGUCCUUUCAACCACGUCGCUGGCAUCUUCCUCCACGACUUCAACGUCACCGAAGGCGUCUUCAGCCUUGAUGAGGGUAUCUCGCGUUCAUUCGUCGUCACCGGUGUUCCACUCAACUUGGGAUCUCAUUUCAUCAGCCGCCACUUCCCUGCCGAACACUUCCCCAGUAUCAGAGAUAUCAAGUCCACCGCCAUCACUAGCGGCCUCUUCGUUGUCUCCUGUGCUGAUAUUCGUGACGCAAAGCGAGCUGCGGAUGUCACCAACGCCAUGCUCCCGUUCGCCUACAUCUUUCCUCUCAAGGCUAAGAAGUACGCGUCAGACAACGGUGGAGACCCAUCCCUCGUUAGCGACCACGAAGGACAAAUCAUCAUCAGUAUCUACUACAAUGGAUAUGCGACUGCGCCACCGAUUGAAGCAGCUCCUAUCGUUGAUGAGAUCAAACGUCUCCUUGCGCAGUGUGGUGAUGUCAAGGCAUUUCAUACCAUCCCGGCCACGCAGCCUCUUGUCCGAGAGAUUCGCGUGGAAUUCUUCAAUGCCAACCUUGUUGAUGUCGCCAUAGAUGUCAUCCGCGGAACCGUGAUCCAUGAAGCUGUCUUGGACGUCGCGCCGUUCCAGCCUGAUGUUCGUGUUGCUGCUCCGUUCGAUGAGGAACACCCAGAACAGCUUUCAGUCACUGGUCGCUCAAGAGUCCCCUUUGAUCCUGAGUAUGAUCGUAUUGCUCAUGCAAUUCAACAUGAUGGUCUUCGUCAUGGUCGUCGCCUCAACCAGGCCAUGAACCAUAACGCCGUCGACAUUGCUCGUAUUCAGGCAGGACUUGAUGUUCGUACCACUAUCAUGCUCCGCAACAUCCCCAAUCGCGUUGAUCAAACCAUGUUGAAGAAUCUCCUUGAUUGCACCAGCCGUGGUCGCUAUGAUUUCAUGUACUUGCGCAUUGAUUUUGCCAACAACUGCAAUGUUGGUUACGCUUUCAUCAACUUCGUCGACGCUCAGUCCAUCAUCCCCUUUGUCCUUGCUCGCGCCGGUAAGCGCUGGAACUGCUUCGCCUCAGACAAGAUUGCCGAAGUCUCCUACGCCACCAUCCAAGGGAAGGAUUGUCUUGUUCAGAAGUUCCGCAACUCCUCCGUCAUGCUUGAGCAUCCUGGCUUUCGUCCCAAGCUCUUUGUCGCUGGCAACACCCCGAAUGCAGGCGUAGAGGAGAAGUUCCCUGAACCUGACAACCACUCUAAGAUGCGUCGCUCAGUUGAGAACGCCGAGCAUGUUGGUCUGUACCUUCCUCUUGGUGCGCAUCUUGGCUCGUACCCUUAUCGUCGUCGCCGUUUCUUGCGUCGCAACGAAGUCGCUCUUGAUGAGGCUCGCCGCAACGGUGUCUACUUGCCGCCUGCGCGUGCCAACAAGCCCAAAGAGAAGAUUCCGCCCAAGGCUGUUCCACCCAAGGCUGUUCCUGCCAACGCAUCCCCAACACAUCGCCGAGUUCCAUUCUUGAUUGACACUCGCAAUCCUUAUGACCCGUUUGCCGGCCGUGCCGGUCGUCCCCGCCGCUACUCUCCACAAGGCCAGGUCUAUCGCGAAGAACAGCGUCGUCGUCGCUCUCAAUUCGACCGAGGCACCCCUGGUGCUGAGAACGAGUUGGGCGUUGCACCUCGCUAUCGUCUCCAAGAUCCUGCGCUUGAACACAUGGGCAAUCUUCAUCUUCAACGUUAUUAG
Messenger RNA from Fonsecaea erecta, 2163 nucleotides. RefSeq lists its product as hypothetical. Lineage: Eukaryota; Fungi; Ascomycota; Eurotiomycetes; Chaetothyriales; Herpotrichiellaceae. Gene Ontology annotation, molecular function: RNA binding. Bases 1 to 2163 code for a protein of 720 amino acids. The record is from RefSeq and is a predicted model, not a curated record. The transcript has 12 exons.